AUGACAACUUAUGACGGUUCGCAGCUGCUUUCCAAGGUUCUCGACACCAUCAGAGCGUCCACAGCGUUGGGUGCUCAAGAUGUCGAUUUUUGCCGUAGUAUGAGUAAGGAUAUAGGCGAUGCGCUAGAUAAAACUUGUGAUGAAAUUGUGAACCUUAUAAAUGGUCUUUUGACCUCGGUGGACCAAAACACAGAACCAUUGGAAUGUGGACGAGAUAGGCUCCAAGACUCUUGGAAGGAUUUUAGCAAUGUUAUGGACAACAUAUUUGAACUCUCGGAUAGAUCUAUAGAUAUCCUGACUAAAUCUUCUGGUACAAUGAACAAUGGAAUUCAGAUGCAAUUUUUGGAUGACUCUAGCAGGACCAAAUUCACAUCAUCUGCAAAGAUCGUCAAGCCCCAGCUAUCUUUCAGGACGCCUGUUGAUAAUACGGAAGGGCAUCCUUUCGUUCCCCUACUCAAGGAAAAGCCAUUCGCGCUCAAACCUUUUGCUAAAGUAAAACUGCUCCCAGGUAAUGAUUCUAUGCCAGAGCACUAUGAGCAUCCUUACCAAGACGAGAUUGAGAGUCAGGAAUACGAUCAUUCUGUCAUUUUGAAGUCAGAGCCUAUCGCCUCUCAGCCGUGGGACACUACUGAGGCGGUUUGGGUCGAUAAUACCGAGGUUCUCGAUGCAAUGUUAUCUGAUCUGAAAAGUGCAACUGAACUUGCGGUUGAUCUAGAACAUCACGACUACAGGUCUUAUUAUGGCAUAGUUUGUCUUAUGCAGAUUAGUACAAGAAGUACGGACUACCUCGUUGAUACUAUUUCUUUGCGAGACGACUUGUAUGUUUUGAAUGAGGUUUUUGCGAACCCAAAGAUCUUGAAAGUUUUCCAUGGUGCCUUUAUGGACAUAAUAUGGCUACAACGAGAUUUGGGUCUUUACGUGGUGAGUCUCUUCGACACAUAUCAUGCCUCCAGAGCGAUUGGUCUUCCGAGGCAUAGCCUGGCGUAUCUAUUAGAAAGGUACGCACAUUUCAAGACUUCCAAGAAAUAUCAGCUAUCUGACUGGAGGAUUAGACCACUUUCAAAGCCAAUGAAGGCGUAUGCCAGAGCCGAUACGCACUUUUUAUUGAAUAUCUAUGAUCAAUUGAGAAAUACAUUGAUAGAGCAAAACAAGCUAGCUGGAGUUUUGGCGGAAUCACGAAACGUAGCUAAAAGACGUUUUGAAUAUUCCAGGUUUAGGCCUACUGUACCUUCAACUAGCGUUUAUUGCCCCAUCGAGAAGCCAGAUCAAUGGAAAACGUUGAUGGUACAAUACAACAUUCCACCAGAAAAGGAGGAGCUGGUCAAGAGACUUUACGAUUGGAGGGACACAAUAGCUCGGAGGGACGAUGAAUCAUCGAGAUACGUGAUGCCUAACCAGCUAUUGGUUUCUCUUGCUGUCAACACGCCAACAACCCCGGUCGAUGUCAUAUCUGUGAAUAACGUUGUCACGGAUCAUGUGCGGUCCAAUUCUUUGGUACUGGCUAAUUUAAUCAAGAGCUCGAUACAGUCGAUAAAAUUGAGCAAAGCUCAGUCUGUACUUCAAUCAGAUAAGACCAAUAACCUGACCGCAGAUUCACUGUUGACUAUUCCGCAAAUAAAGAAAGUCAUGUCUAUUUUUGAAGGCAUCGCUCAGACGGGGUUAACUACUGAAGAGCAUGAGAAAGAUAAUGGCUCAUCAAAACUAGUUGACAUUUUGACAUCAAAGAACAACGCUGUCGAUUAUAGCGAUGGAGGUCCUCGUCGCAUAAAGCACGAGCAGUUCGAAUCACGGUGUCAUGAAGCAUGGAAAACAAUGGAGGACUUUGAUAAUACUGUGGUUUAUAGCAUACAAGCGCCAGAACCAGAUGCUGUGAUAAAAGAGUCCGCACAAGAGCCUCCAAGAAGAUCUCCAGGAAUUAGCGAACAGGCGGCACAACCUGAAGAGGACAUGGAUGAAAUAGUCACUCUGAAAAGGGUAAGAAGACAUGAUCAAUCUCCGGAAACUAAUGCUGAAGAACCUAAACGUCAAGCCGUCGAUUACUCGAAAAGUGAGAAGAUUCUUGUGGAGAAUCGCAAUGCCAGCAAAAAGAGAGAUUCUAAGAAAAGAAGUUUUGAUCCUUAUGCGGCAUCUAAUCAUUCAGGUGAUGCUCCUAGAGGUGUUAAGAAACGAAGAUCGACUAACAGGGGAAGGAACGUCUCCUUUAAAAAGUGA
Messenger RNA from Torulaspora globosa, 2211 nucleotides. It is a transcript of the gene RRP6, whose product is annotated as exosome nuclease subunit RRP6. NCBI's taxonomy places the organism in Eukaryota, Fungi, Ascomycota, Saccharomycetes, Saccharomycetales, Saccharomycetaceae. The coding region runs from base 1 to 2211 and encodes 736 amino acids. The record is from RefSeq and is a predicted model, not a curated record. The transcript has a single exon. Gene Ontology annotation, biological process: exonucleolytic trimming to generate mature 3'-end of 5.8S rRNA from tricistronic rRNA transcript (SSU-rRNA, 5.8S rRNA, LSU-rRNA); nuclear polyadenylation-dependent rRNA catabolic process; nuclear polyadenylation-dependent CUT catabolic process. Gene Ontology annotation, molecular function: nucleotide binding; 3'-5'-RNA exonuclease activity; nucleic acid binding. Gene Ontology annotation, cellular component: nucleolus; nuclear exosome (RNase complex).